UCUUUUCCAUGGCGUCACUGGAUUGGCUGCGGCAAGGUGCUGCGGCAGCUCGAGCUGGAGCUAGAGACUCUCCUCGUCGGGAAGAUUUUGCCAUCAAGGUCGGUCUAGGGUUUCAAUCCAGAGCCGGGGCAGCAUCAGGCAAGAAUGUGUGCUGCCUGGCAUCGCUGCGCCGCCACGGCACUAGCACUAGCACUAGUGGAGUCGGGCUGGGAUUGGCUACUAGCAGCAGGCAAGUACGAUUAGCAAGGCUGACAGCGAAGUUUAGAUUCGAUGAUUCCGGCAAUGGAGGGAAAAGAAAUGGUGGUGGUGGCACCAAUGUCGGUGGAAUGGUCCUCAAUGCUGCAAUCACUGGCGCUCUAGCGUAUCUCACCGUCACUGGAAAGCUUGGGUGGAUUUUUGAUGCUGUGAUCUCUCUCUGGCUCUUUUUCAUUCUUGCCCCUCUUGUUGCUUUGGUUGCGUACUUCUGGUUUGUGGAGCGGGAGAUUAUUACGGUUCCUUUUCCUCGCAGUGUCCCAACUGUGGCAACGAGUUCCAAGUCUUUGAAUUCGCAGUCAAGGACGAGCUCCAGCUCUGCCCAUACUGCACACAACCAUUCAAAGUCGACAACAAAGUUUUCGUCAGAGACGGGCCGAGUUUUUAUAACCCAAGCCAGCGAAACGAGACGCGGACUUCAUACGUUGGUGAAGAUGAUUCAAGUGGUGCGAUAGUGGACGUGGAGGCUGAAGUGCUGGACGACUAAGUGGCAAAAAAUCGUACGGGAUGUACAUGGACGUGCCCUCCGUCCAGGUGUAGUGGAUGCAAUGAACAUGGCCCCAAUGUACACCUGGAUCACGAACCUGGUCUCAAUAUCGUCCAGGUUCAUUGGAAGAAAAAUGAUGGGAUUCUGGUAAAAAAACGAUUUCAUGACCCGACUGCGUUUGAACUUGACUCCCUUUGACUCCAACUUUGACAAGUCAAUAUGAGUCGAAUCGGCCGCAAAUUGGACACUUGGAAAGUUUCAAAAGCAUAAUCUGGAAACAUCCCUUUUGCGUGUGUGGA
This is a messenger RNA of Selaginella moellendorffii, 1038 nucleotides long. RefSeq lists its product as uncharacterized. Lineage: Eukaryota; Viridiplantae; Streptophyta; Lycopodiopsida; Selaginellales; Selaginellaceae. The record is from RefSeq and is a predicted model, not a curated record. The transcript is spliced from 6 exons. The coding region runs from base 9 to 707 and encodes 232 amino acids.